AUGGAGAUUCCCGCCAAAUUGCCGUUCUCUAAGCGGCGGAUCCGACCGCGCGUGGUCAUUUCCUACAUCUUUGACUAUGUGAUUCUCAUCGCCUGCGUGAUCGGCUUCUUUAUCUUGGACUCGAUCGAGCCGUUCCAUCAGCACUUCUCCCUCAACAACAUCUCCCUCCAGUAUCCCUACGCCGUCCACGAACGCAUCCCCAUUGGAUAUGCGCUCUGCAUAUCUGGCGGCUUCCCGCUUGUCCUCAUUAGCAUCUAUACUCUCUUCAUCGAUGGCCUGUUUUCGCACCACAAGCCUCAGGACCCGGUAUCCGGGAAGCGCAGGUUGCGGGGUCCGUGGCGGUGGAAGGAUCGCCUGUGGGAGAUGAACUGCGGCAUCCUGGGCUUGCUGCUGUCCCAAGGACUGGCGUUUGUGAUCACCCAGGUACUCAAGAAUGCCUGCGGCAAGCCUCGGCCGGAUUUGAUAGAUCGGUGCCAGCCUCGUGCUGGGAGCCAUGAUUUGACCCCGUACGGUUUAUCCAAUUCGACCAUCUGUACCGGAGAUGCAGCCAUAAUCAAGGAUGGAUUCCGGUCGUGGCCUUCCGGUCAUAGUAGCUCCUCUUUUGCUGGAUUAUUCUAUACUUCAUUGUGGCUGGGUGGAAAGCUGCAUGUGAUGGACAACCGCGGCGAGGCAUGGAAGAGCCUUUUGGUCAUGGUGCCUAUCCUUGCGGCAACCCUUGUUGCCGUGUCUCGGAUUAUGGAUGCCCGCCACCAUCCUUUCGACGUCAUCACCGGCUCCCUGCUGGGAGUAGUCUGCGCCAUUGUUUCUUACCGCCAGUACUUCCCCCCGAUCACCGAGUCCUGGCGCAAGGGCCGAGCCUACCCGAUCCGCACCUGGGGAACUGAGCCGCCUCGUCCAAUCAACACUCAAUUGGCUACGCUUAACGAUGAUAGCACAUCUGCUCUAUGCAAUCCCGGACAAGACCGCCUUGAUCCCUCUGGUGUGCAGGAGCGCUCUGUGUCGCCAUCGAAUCGCGCAGUUCCUGCUGAUUCCUCGCGACACGCUGUCCCAAGUAACCCGUUCACCUCUCAGAUCUACCCCCGCCGUCGGCACGACCAGGAUCCGGAUGGCACCUGGUCUUCUAGUGAAGACGACGUUGGUAACGGAAUCGAGAUGCAGCACGGCUAUGCGAUGACUCCAAACCCCGGAGGUCGCUCUUCUCCUCCAUUCAAGACAAAUACAGCGUACCAGGCGCAGACCCAUGCGGCUCCCCCUGGUCCUGUGUACGCGGCUCCGGCGGUAGGAGUCAGUCACACCGACCGAGGCCGACCGUUGACCGAUACGCCGCUUCGUGAUGUUUAG
Penicillium canariense is the source of this 1341-nucleotide messenger RNA. RefSeq names its product phosphatase PAP2 family protein. The record is from RefSeq and is a predicted model, not a curated record. Gene Ontology annotation, biological process: phospholipid metabolic process. Lineage: Eukaryota; Fungi; Ascomycota; Eurotiomycetes; Eurotiales; Aspergillaceae. The transcript has 5 exons. Bases 1 to 1341 code for a protein of 446 amino acids. Gene Ontology annotation, molecular function: phosphatidate phosphatase activity.